Terrapene triunguis (Three-toed box turtle) is the source of this 3539-nucleotide messenger RNA. Its product is annotated as SNF-related serine/threonine-protein kinase-like. Gene Ontology annotation, biological process: protein phosphorylation; intracellular signal transduction; microtubule cytoskeleton organization. Gene Ontology annotation, cellular component: cytoplasm. Gene Ontology annotation, molecular function: ATP binding; tau-protein kinase activity; protein serine/threonine kinase activity. The coding region runs from base 186 to 2417 and encodes 743 amino acids. The record is from RefSeq and is a predicted model, not a curated record. The transcript has 6 exons. Lineage: Eukaryota; Metazoa; Chordata; Testudines; Emydidae.
CAGAGCGCCCGGCUCCAGCCCGGCCCUGUGCGCGCAGGGCCCACCGGCCCCUUUAAGAGCCGCCGCCCGCCCGGGCCCGACGUCAGCGCGGGGACCCUGCCCAGCCUGCGGCGCGGGGCGCAGCCCGACCCGCCUGGGAGCCGGCCUCCCUGAUGCCCGGCCCCCUGUGACGCUCCGGUGCAGCCAUGGCGGGGGCCAAGGGCUGCUACGAAGGGAAGAUAGCCGGCCUGUAUGACCUGGAGCGCACGCUGGGCAAGGGCCACUUCGCCGUGGUCAAGCUGGCGCGGCACGUCUUCACGGGGGAGAAGGUGGCGGUGAAGGUGAUCGACAAGAGCAAGCUGGACGUGAGCGCUGCGGGGCAGCUGCUGCAGGAGGUGCGCUGCAUGAAGCUGGUGCAGCAUCCCAACGUUGUGCGGCUCUACGAGGUCAUCGACACCCACUCCAAGCUCUACCUCAUCCUGGAGCUGGGGGACGGCGGCGACAUGUUCGACCACAUCAUGCGGCAUGACGGCGGGCUGGCCGAGGGGCGCGCCAAGCACUACUUCGCCCAGAUCGUCCACGCCAUCUCCUACUGCCACAAGCUGCACGUGGUGCACCGCGACCUCAAGCCCGAGAACGUGGUCUUCUUCCGGGAGCAGGGCGUGGUCAAGCUCACCGACUUCGGCUUCAGCAACCGCUUCCAGCCCGGCAAGAUGCUCACCACGAGCUGCGGCUCGCUGGCCUACUCAGCACCCGAGAUCCUGCUGGGGGAUGAGUACGACGCCCCAGCCGUAGACGUCUGGAGCCUGGGUGUCAUCCUGUAUAUGCUGGUGUGCGGCCAGCCGCCCUUCCAGGAGGCCAACGACAGCGAGACGCUGACCAUGAUCAUGGACUGCCGCUACACCAUCCCGCCCCAUGUGUCCUCGCAGUGUUCUGAUCUGGUCGGCAGGAUGCUGCAGCGGGACCCCAAGCAGCGGGCCUCCCUAGAGCAGAUUGAGACGCACCCCUGGCUGCAGGGCGUGGACCCCUCCCCAGCCAGCCGCUGCCUGCUGCCCCUGACGUCACACAAGCGGGUGUCCGAGGAGGAACAUGACAUCAUCAUCCAGGCCAUGAUGUGUGGGAACAUAGCGGACCGGGACGCCAUCCAGGAGGCCCUGGAGGCUGAUCGCUACAACCACAUCACGGCCACGUACUUCCUGCUGGCGGAGCGGAUCCUCCGGGAGAAGCAGGAGAAGCAAAGCCACAAGCUCAGCUUGGUCUAUAACCUGGCCCAGCAGGUGCAGAACAGCGCCAACCUGUCGGACCCAUUCAGCACCAUGGGCGACACCCGGGACCUCUCGCCCUUCGCCGAGAUGCCAGAUAGACUGGCAGCUUUCUCCAGCCCCCAGCCCCGGGCUGCCGCAGAGGAUUCUGGGAAAAGAGAUGGCAGACCCAUUUCCUUUUCUGCCCUGGGGGAAGACGACACGCCCCCCGGCCUCCAUGGAAACGAGCAGCUGGUCCGAGCCCUGCUCAGUCCCGCCCUGGCGGACGCCCCCAUGGCCAAGAGCACCCCAGCUCUGCAGCAGAUCUGCGAGGAGGAGGAGGAGGACGAGGAGGAGGAGGGGAAGGCCAGCGCAAUGGGACGGAGAAGCUCUUCGCUAAACCAAGAGCAAAUGCGAGAUUUCCAGAGCUCCAAGGUCUCCCUGUUGUUCUGCCGCGGCGCUGUGACCCACAGCAAGGGGGAGAAGAGCCUUGGAGCCACCAAGCCAGGCCUCUUGGAGCAGGGCCCGGGGAGCAGCUGGCAGCUGCCGCCUCUCAGGGGGGCGCCGAGUCCCAGGAGCGAGCUGGGUCAGCCCCGAGAGGCGACAAGCCACGGUGCAGCGCGGGAGGCCACAGACAACCUCAGCGUGAGCGUUGGGGAGAGCGCCCCCAGCCUCCUCCCUGCAGGGACGCCGGCGGCACAGGGGGACGCAGAGCUCCGGGAGGGUGGGGGAGCGGGUCUGGAGAGGUGCCAGGCUGAAGGCAGCUCGGGGCCAGAGGAGGACACCACCACCACAGAAAUGGAGGAUGGGGGCAGCCUGGGGCAAGUGGGCAAGGCCCUGUAUCCAGGGAGCUGCGAGGGCCCCGUCGCUGGCUCUGCCGGGAGCCUCCAAGCCACUUCACGUGGGACGCCAGUUCCAGAAGACAAGUCCAGGAAACUUGACAGGCCCCCUGAGACAGGCUCCUCCACCAGGCCUGCGUGCCCAGCUGAGAGCCCUCACUGCGGCAGCACCGCCGGCGGCGAAACCACGGCCGACAACGUGAUCAAGUUAGACCCUGCUAAAACCAAGAGCACCCACCUGAAGGACAGGCUCCUGCAGUUCCCGCUGUGCGAGAAGGCUCUGGCCUUCAAGAUCAGGCCCAGCUCCAAGGAGAGCCUGCUGUCCCUGGGGCAGUUCAACUGCUGCCACGUCAUCUAGACGGGGCCUGCACCCUGCGGCCCGGGGCCCGGGCAGGAAAGUGACGGCGCACGGCCCCAGGCCAGGGGCUGCUGGCAGGUGCAGGGCUAAGGAACAACAUUCUCAGUCUCUUGCUCCCACAGAGCCGUGGCCAUGCGCGUGGGCCCUCGGACGGCGAGGGAGCGCACUGGCCGGGUGGGAGCCACCUGGCUGGCCGGUCUCACGGAGAGCGCCCCCCUCGCCCACCCGGGAUGGCUGCCGGUGCUCUGUCUGCUCCCCCCUGCAGCAGCGCAUUGGGCUCCUGCAAAAUUCCUGCCUUCGUGCUGACCCCCGAGCCCCCACAAAGGUAGGUCCGACAUCAGCAGCUGGCAGAGGGCAGCCGCAGGCUGGGAUCCGCACAGGGGCCAAGCUGCUCGGCUGCACGGUCUCCAAGAAGCCCUGUCCUGUCCUAAAGACCAACGUGGUUGCAGCUGCACGGGCCAGCAGCCGUGCUCCUCUGCUUCUGAGCCAGAGUCCGGGAGUCUGACUAGAACGUGGGACCCCAGGAAGCACAGCCACCCAGAUCCCCAAGGGAACGCACCGAGGGCCAGCUGCACUGCUCCUCCCUGGGGCCGGCCUCUGCUGGGGCAGAAUCUGGGCCAGUUACCAAAGGGUUAACAGCGGAAGCCAAUGCUCCUGUUCUGGGGAGGAACCCAGCCUCCCCUCCACUGCAGCCAUGCACCAGAAGCAGCCCAGGGCCAGACUUCAGCUUCCCCCAGGACCCCUUCGCACCUGCUGGCUGAAAGGAUGCAGAGGGGCUGCAAAGCACCCUGGGAAAUGCCUCUCCAGCUGGCCCAAAGCCAUCUCCAGCUGCUGGCGCGGCUCCGGGCUAGGGCAGGGCAGUCCAACACCCUGGAUAGGGCCACGGUGAUUGGGGCACAAGUUAGGGUGAUCCUCAGAGCUGCUCUAACCUGCUCCACUGGCCCCAGCAGCCCCAGGACACAGCCAUAUUCCCCCGGCCUCUGCACCAGGGACUCCAUCACCACCACUCCUCGGGGGCAGCAAGGUCUGCGGGAGAGCCAAAGCCAGCGCAGAGUGCCACAGAGAGCAGCGGGAGCUGUGCCCAUGCCACGCACAGCCUCCUCCCCGGCGCACCGCCGUCUC